Molecule: messenger RNA, 1383 nt
Organism: Aspergillus pseudotamarii
Lineage: Eukaryota; Fungi; Ascomycota; Eurotiomycetes; Eurotiales; Aspergillaceae
Exons: 3
Coding region: 1-1005 (334 amino acids)
Source: RefSeq, a predicted model, not a curated record
AUGGGACCAAAUCAUAGCGCUACCGGAAGACCAGAAUACCACCGAAUUCUCUACCCCGGAGCACGUAGUGACACUCAUGGGAGCGGGGACGUCUCGCAUAUUCGAUGCUUUAACUUAUCCGACACCCUCUCCCUCUGUCCAUUCGCCCCAAAGUCACUCACGCCUCUGAGUCCUGACAUUCCGAGACGGAGAAAAUCCCGAUGCUUAGAGUUGUGCAGAUUUGGGAAAGAUGGCACAGAGCUCCUCGAACAGAGUAAAAUUACGCAAAUCCUCCAAGCGGAAGCUGGAAUUCUCGCACAGGACCCUCUCAGACCGCUGCAGCCCUUUCUAGGACUCGGCAAAGCAGAUACAUGUUCCUCAUUAAGCGCGCUCGGACUUCCUGUUGUGUGGAUGGGCCUAAAAGGGGCUGUUAAUUACUAUAGACUACUUGAAGCCGUGAAGGGAAAAAAAAUUGUUCUUCGCCCCUUCGCGAAGCACAUAGCGCAAACAUUAUUUUAUCUCAACUACAAGUGGUUGGAGAAACACAUGAAUCAGGGUAGAGCCUCUGUUGCUACGUUAAUGCUUAAUAGCUGCUCUGAGGAACCAUCAAAGUCUCGUCGUGACAAUAUCACCGGCUAUCAUGUGCGGCGAGGAAAAAUUUGUUGGACGCUUGCAGCGUGCUUGGGCGCCGGUAUCUUGUUGCAUGGUGGUGAUGCCAUACGCACUAUUGUCGGCCAGCUCAAUGUUUUUAUAUCCUUUGUCUUGCGCACCCGGCCGGGUAGCGUUCGUCUUUUUCAUUCACUGGAACCUGUGGUAAAGGCAAUCAUACUGGGAGUGCCUGCAGUUGAUCUCCGCCCGGUUGUUCUGGCUGAUAAUAAUGUCCUUGUCAGACAAGAGGAACUAACGUAUGCCUAUGCAGCGGACCAGGAAGCCUUGACAGACCAGACAACGGAAGAGACAUGGCUGGCAAUAAAUGCCGAGUCUAUUGCAAAGGAGAAAAUGUCUGAGUUUCUUCCCAAUUUCUGACCGUACCAUCCUGAUUUCGCUGCUUCUGUCUUUACUUAGCGUAGUGUUCCUCCUUUUCUGCAUAAUGUUUUAAAUUAACCGGUUUGAAAUUAUACGAAAUACUACUUGCUUUCGCCCAGAUAAGAUAACUAAAAAUAUUCAGGACAUGUCCUUGUCUUCUAUCUCGUUUAAUUUUGGAUCCAUGGUUUCGUGAUAAAAGUGCGUGUAGUGAUAAGGCAGAGACGGGCAAGCCCGACUAGCGUGCCUGCAGACCAGCGGUGCUUCGUGAGUAGGGAAUGCUGUUUAUUCGUAAGAUACCGAUUAUCAAUGUAGAUAAGACGUCCAGCUGACCUUUCUUAAGUCUUGGAUGGUUGCGACCGAUGCCGUUGCUGACAGGAA